GGCGUGUCUUUUCUGAGCUAGCUGUCUGCACGAAUACGAAUAGAAGCCAUACGAAAUCAUCUACAGCCUCUUUUUCUCCACGCUAUGUCGUUCCGCUUUGGCCCGCUCAUCAUCCCGCAGUCCCAGGUGUUCAUGGUCUCCCGGCUGUCGUACGGGCUAGUCAACCUGAAGCCGGCGGUGCCUGGACACGUCCUGGUGGUUUCGCGCCGCCCUGUCACCCGCUUCAACGAUCUCUCUGCCGACGAGGUCACUGACCUGUUCCAGCAGGGCCAGCGAGUGUCAAGGCUGGUAGAGCGCGUGUACAAGGCUGACAGCCUGGCGCUCGUGAUCCAGGACGGCAAGGAGGCAGGCCAGUCGGUGCCGCACGUCCACCUGCACAUUCUGCCGCGGCGCAAGGCCGACUUUGCAAACAACGACGAUAUCUACGAUGAGCUGGGCUCGAGAAAGCGGGUGAGGGGCGUGGACAACGACGAGCGCGUGCCCAGGAGUGCGGAGGAAAUGGCCAGGGAGGCCGAGUUGCUCCGCAGCGAGCUCGGCGAGUGGAGUUCAGACGCCAGCACACUAUCUGAUGGCAGAGCGUCCACAUGA
This is a messenger RNA of Linderina pennispora, 588 nucleotides long. RefSeq names its product HIT-like protein. The transcript has a single exon. Bases 85 to 588 code for a protein of 167 amino acids. NCBI's taxonomy places the organism in Eukaryota, Fungi, Kickxellomycota, Kickxellomycetes, Kickxellales, Kickxellaceae. The record is from RefSeq and is a predicted model, not a curated record. Gene Ontology annotation, molecular function: catalytic activity.